This is a messenger RNA of Coregonus sp. 'balchen', 28927 nucleotides long. The record is from the annotation of a GenBank genome assembly. Lineage: Eukaryota; Metazoa; Chordata; Actinopteri; Salmoniformes; Salmonidae.
AUGGCGCGGACAGGUAAUACCUAUGUUUGAUGUCCACGCACGCACGCACACACACACACACACACACACACACACACACACACACACACACACACACACUCUCACACAUUGCCCUUCCCUUAGUAUCCUCACGCUAGUGAUUCAUUACAACUAGCCUGGCGCCUCUGCUGCCUUCCUCCUGUCGUAUUUUAGCCUGUAACUCCCCUCCCCUCUGGGCCUUGAAAGAGCUCUAAAGUCAAAUAGUCACGUCUCCUGCCUGUCAUUCUUGCCUUUCCAAGGAUACAGACAGAGGAAGAGUAGCAUAGGGAUCACACAACGAUCUCCCCCCAGAGGGCUGCACAGCCCUGGGGUGAGAGGGAGGUCGUCCUCCUAGUUUGUCCAGUAAACACUGGAAGUCAGCGGAAUUGCACUGAGACUCAGAUUUUUCACUUAAAAUGUAUGCCAAACAAAAACCCUUGAUUUCAAAGUUUAACAAACUAAACUACUUUUACACUGAACAUUUUACAAAAACACCUUUACUGGAAGAACUGUGCAGAUGCAAAGUUUGGUUACAGAAUUUCGGUAAAAUCUCCCUCAGUUUGUGUCCACGUUUUCCAAAAAUUCUGUUAAAUAUCUGCUCCGAAUUAAGAUUAAACCAAAUCUGCAGAAAGAAUAAGGUCUCAGCUAUGACAUAACACAUUGACUUUGAAAAAAUCUAUGUUGGUUAUUGAACUACAGUAAGUGAAGUGGAUUUACACCCGGUAACCGAAUUGCGGUAACGGAAUUUCAUCAUGGGGUCCGUGAUCUGUACUACAUAGAAAUGCAUAAUUAUGGAUACGUACAGUAUGUCAUUCUCUUCAUGGUGAUGUAUCCUAAAUAAGUACAUAAAGGUAUAAAUAUGCAAUAUCCUCCUUUUGCAUACUUGGGUAUUGUUCUACACACUGGCUAUUAUUUUAAAGAGCUCUGCCCCCAAACAAGACCAAAUUUGGUUGGUCCGAAUCAGACCAAAUCUGAACCAAUCAUAGACAUCUAGGUUUCAUAAGUUUGGACAUCAAAGUACAGCACAGUAGAGCUCAGUAGAGUACAGUAUGGUACAGUAUAGUUUAAUACAGUAGAGUACAGUAGAGUAUAUUUCAGUACAGUACAUUAUAGUGUACUCAACUCUAGUGUGCUCUACUGUGUACUGUACUGAACUCUACUCUACAGUACAGUACUUAAAUUUCAGAUGUUUUCGGAGAUGGGCAGGGACACUGCUGUCCUAGCUUCCUGUAGGGGUGGGAGGGCCAAGAGACCUGAGGUAGCAGAACGGAGUGCUCGGGUUGGGAUGUAAGGGUUUCAGCAUAGCCUGAAGGUAGGGAGGGGCUAUAGGUAAGCACUAUGGUCUUGUAGUGGAUGCGAGCUUCGACUGGAAUACAGUGGAGUGUGCGAAGGAGCGGGGUGACAUGAGAGAACCUGGGAAGGUUGAAAACCAGGUGGGCUGCAGUGUUCUGGAUAAGUUGCAGGGGUUUGAUGGCACAAGCGGCAAGUCCAGCCAACAGCGAGUUGCAGUAGUCCAGACGGGAGAGGACAAGUGCCUGGAUUAGGACCUGCGCCGCUUGUACAAUACUCUACUUUUCUUUACUGUACUGUACUGUGCUGUCCAAACUUGUGAACCCAGCUGUGUUUUGUGACUACUAUGAUUUCCUAUUGUAGCCAAUUCAAUUGCAGAAAUGUUGUUUUAGCGAUUUCUUUCUGGAAAUUCCGUUACCAAUUUAAUAAUUCAUAAACAAAAUUGAUAUCAGUAAAAAUACUAUAACUAAUUGAUAGGUCUAACUUUACUUGUUACUUCUGUUAACUUUCAUUAUUCUCCCUCCUCAUGAGGGAGAGAAAUUAGAAAAUAUCUUAAAGAUAUGUGGGAUUUUGCAGAAGUCUCUAAAACUAAACAUGAUAUUAGUUGGCAGGUGUCUUAACUUCAACAUUAUUGUUUUUUGAUGUAUUUCUAAUACCUUUUAAGAUGUAAACUCAGGAAAAAAUAAGAAACGUCCCUUUUUCAGGACCCUGUCUUUCAAAGAUAAUUCGUAAAAAUCCAAAUAACUUCACAGAUCUUCAUUGUAAAGGGUUUAAACAAUGUUUCCCAUGCUCAAAAAAAUGUCAAUGAACAAUUAAUGAACAUGCACCUGUGGAACGGUCAUUCAGACACUAACAGCUUACAGACGGUAGGCAAUUAAGGUCACAGUCAUGAAAACUUAGGACAAUAAAGAGGCAAAACACCAAAAGAAAGAUGUCCAGGGUCCCUGCUCAUCUGCGUGAACGUGCCUUAGGCAUGCUGCAAGGAGGCAUGAGGACUGCAGAUGUGGCCAGGGCAAUAAAUUGCAAUGUCCGUACUGUGAGAUGCCUAAGGCAGCGCUACAGGGAGACAGGAUGGACUGCUGAUUGACCUCGCAGUGGCAGACCACGUGUAACAGCACCUGCACAGGAUCGGUACAUCCGAACAUCACACCUGUUUGACAGGUACAGGAUGGCAACAACAACUGCCCGAGUUACACCAGGAACGCACAAUCCCUCCAUCAGUGCUCAGACUGUCCGCAAUAGGCUGAGACAGGCUGGACUGAGGUCUUGUAGGCUUGUUGUAAGGCAGGUCCUCACCAGACAUCACCGGCAACAACGUCGCCUAUGGGCACUAACCCACCGUCGCUGGACCAGACAGGACUGGCAAAAUGUGAUCUUCACUGACGAGUCGCAGUUUUGUCUCACCAGGGGUGAUGGUCAGAUUCGCGUUUAUCGUCGAAGGAAUGAGCGUUACACCGAGGCCUGUACUCUGGAGCAGGAUCGAUUUGGAGGUGGAGGGUCCGUCAUGGUCUGGGGUGGUGUGUCACAGCAUCAUCGGACUGAGCAUCAACGCUGUGCGUUACAGGGAAGACAUCCUCCUCCCUCAUGUGGUACUCUUUCUGUAGGCUCAUCCUGACAUGACCCUCCAGCGUGACAAUGCCACCAGCCAUAUUGCUCGUUCUGUGCGUGAUUUCCUGCAAGACAGGAAUGUCAGUGUUCUGCCAUGGCCAGCGAAGAGCCCGACUCUCAAUCCCAUUGAGCACGUCUGGGACCUGUUGGAUCGGAGGGUGAGGGCUAGGGCCAUUCCCCCCAGGUGCCUUGGUGGAAGAGUGGGGUAACAUCUCACAGCAAGAACUGGCAAAUCUGGUGCAGUCCAUGAGGAGGAGAUGCACUGCAGUACUUAAUGCAGCUGGUGGCCACACCAGAUACUGACUGUUACUUUUGAUUUUGACCCCCCCUUUGUUCAGGGACACAUUAUUCCAUUUCUGUUAGUCAAAUGUCUGUGGAACUUGUUUAGUUUAUGUCUCAGUUGUUGAAUCUUGUUAUGUUCAUACAAAUAUUUACACAUGAUAAGUUUGCUGAAAAUAAACGCAGUUGACAGUGAGAGGAAGUUUCUUUUUUUGCUGAGUUUAUAUAUGCCUUAAUUCUAUUUGACACCCAAUUUGACAUGCUCCUAUGAAAUUCACAUGUUGGUGCUCAUAGGUCCUUAAACAUGGAAAUGACCUUGUGUCAUAUGAGCUGAGCUUCCCACCAGCAGGCCACAGUAGCCUCACCACAGCUGUUCUGCUCUGGGUCCAGAUAGGUAGGAUACAGCCCAGACAAAACAAAAUAAUUUUGGCCGAUGAAAUGUAGGCUACAGUAUGCAGCUAAUUCUGGGGGGCAUGACACACCAUCAUAGUUUUUACAUUGAAUAUUUAAGGACAUGGACAUUGUAAACUAGGUUGUUAGCAAUACAUGCAACAUUAAGUCAUGGCCACCCUUUCCUUUGAAAUAUCUCUGAAUCUCAUUAUCAAGGAGGAAGACAUGCAGUCAAUAAUGUGAUGGCGGAGUGUAGCUCACUGUCUCCGUUCUGUCGCAGUGAAGUCGGCCAAGAAGUCCAACUCUGUGUUGCCCUUGUGGGAAGGGCUGAAUGUAGGUCGUAGCUGAAAUCCAAGCACAGACUUUUGGGGGGUUAUGUAGGUCUGGGGUGCUCUACUGCACUGGACAACGGAGCUGUAGAGAGGAAAUAAACCGAUUUUCACACACAGCUAUUUUUAGAGUCUGGGUUUGUGAGCAGCAGCGUGCCUCCACACCCUCCUUUUUCCUUUCUGAUCUAUUUUGGAACUGAUGUUCAAAACGUGAUUGAUUUUAGAGCGGUGUGUGUUUGCCUCAGUGGUGCUGUCUCUGUCAGUGCAGGGAGAGGCAAUUAUUUUACCCUGGUUCUAUAUAUUUCUGUCCUGAACCAAAAGCGGGUGACCUGAAUGUAAUCAUCUCCUCGCCAGUCCUUCAUCGGCCAAGGGAAUGCAUAGUGCUAUGUAAUUGAGUCAGAAUCAUUUCUGUCUUUUUGUCCUGCAAUUUUGCACUCAAAUCAUAUCUUACUGUCAGGUCCUAGCCUCACAAAUGUCAGUGUUGAAAAGAUCUGAGUCAAUUGUGCCAGCCGAAGAGAGAGCAGAGGCUCCCUAAAAUAGUCUGUCAUCAAUUAAAUAUGCAUGAGGCCCUUGGAUUAGUCUGCCAGUGCAGCAUUUCGGUGACAACCAAAAGGCAGAGGUUAGUUGACUUGAAUACCCAUCACUGAGGGCAUUGGAGAGAUCCAUUUAGUUGGACAAGGCACAAUAUAAACUGUUUAUUUUACAUACAGCAAGGGAGGAGAUUGUUCCACUCUAUACAGCACACAUUCCCACCUUUUGAUUAAUUCCCACAGCCAGAGGUGGGCUGGAAGCCUCCAUUGUUUAGUGCUUUGAAGGUAGAGAGGACUGUUUACAGGAGGCUGCUGGGUUGGUUCUGUGUACUCACUCUCCUGUUGUUUCCUGCAGCACUGAGGGACACAACUAGAGGGACAAAGAAAUAAAGGGUUUCCUGUGAACACGCUCUCGGGCCAGGGUGGAUCACUAAUGAGAUUGUAAGGCAGGAGGAGAAACCAGUCAGGCCUGUCCUAACUGAAUCAACACCUCAGUCCUUCCCUCCCACUGUAUCAUACCACACCCCACCCCUGCCCACACUGUCAUGCAUGGGAAGGAGGCCCAGAGGAGAAGGGUCAAUCUGAGACAGGGACCAGGUGGGAGUGGGAGUGGAACUAUGGUCAAUGAUGGUGAGAAGGAUAGACACACAGGGUUGAAUGUGAUGGUUAGCAGUUCAUUGGAGAUGACAGGGAUAAGACUGUAGACAGUAGAUAAUUGAUUGUCUCCGAGGUAGCUAGCUUAGGUUACAGUGACUCUAAAGGUCAUCGUGACUGUGGUGAACGGUGGUGGUUAUGUAUCGAUUGUGGUUAAGGUAUCACGUUGAUGUCACCCCCCCUUAUAGCAUCCAGCUCACAACAACAAGAGUGAUGUUUGCAUGCCAAGCCAGGCCAGGGGAUGACGUAUUGUUUGUGAUUGUAGAGGAAACAUUACCACUGUAUGGGGGGGUGAUAACAGGUUAAUGAGGCUAGCUGGUCAGGGAUGAUUGUGGACUAGCUGUAAUGUUGCUGACAGUCACAUGGGGUUGUGGUUUAGGUCACUGGCUAUGGGGAUGAUUAGGCCAGACUAGGACACUCAUGCUGAACAGCAGAGAGAUUUACAUUUUUUUUUUACAUUUAAGUCAUUUAGCAGACGCUCUUAUCCAGAGCGACUUACAAAUUGGUGCAUUCAACUUAGGAUAGCCAGUGGGACAACCACCCUUUUUUUUUUUUUUUUUUUGCUGGGGUGUAGAAGGAUUACUGUUAUACUAUUCCAGGUAUUCCUUAAAGAGGUAGGGUUUCAAGUGUCUCCGGAAGGUGGUCAGUGACUCCGCUGUCCUGGCGUCGUGGGGGAGCUUGUUCCACCAUUGGGGUGUAGGAGAACACCUCAUUCACAGUGACAGAGGACACAUCCAGGUGUGUGUGUGUCUGUGUCUAUGUCUGUGUAUUACUGGGGAGAGGUUGCUUUAGGUGAUUGUUAUUCCUUGUUUGUUCCAGAACCAUGCCAUUUGGUGGCCACACCCCCUCCACCUUAGCAGUAGGCAAGCUACAGGUUUGUGUGUGUGUGUAGCUGCUGAUUGUGAUAAGUGUUUCCUCUGCUAACCUUUGAAGCAUUACGGGCCUGUGUGUGUGUGCACCAUGUUGUGCUCCUGUGUCCACCGGUGGCCCAGUCACCCCAGAGCAGCAGGGCAUGUGCUGGGAUGGAAGGAUCACGAGAGGGAGGGAGGGAGAGCAGAGGAUGGUUCACAUGGGGUUACAAAGAGUUCAUGCAGUUUCAAAUAUAACCGAAAAAAUCUCCUUCAAUUCAAUUCAAAGGGCUUUAUUGGCAUAGGAAACAUAUUUUUACAUUGCCAAAGCAAGUGAAAUAGAUAAUUUAAAUAAACAAUUACAAAUGAACAGUAAACAUUACACUCACAAUAGUUUCAAAGGAAUAGAGACAUUUCAAAUGUCAUAUUAUGUCUAUAUACAGUGUUGUAACAAUGUGCAAAUAGUUAAAGUACAAAAGGGAAAAUAAAUAAACAUAAAUAUGAGUUGUAUUUACAAUGGUGUUUGUUCUUCACUGGUUGCCCUUUUCUUGUGGCAACAAGUCACAAAUAUUGCUGCUGUGAUGACACACUGUGGUAUUUCACCUAAUAGAUAUGGGAGUUUAUCAAAAUUGGAUUUGUUUUCGAAUUCUUCGUGGGUCUGUGUAAUCUGAGGGAUGUAUGUGUCUUUAAUAUGGUCAUACAUUUGGCAGGAGGUUAGGAAGUGCAGCUCAGUUUUCACCUCAUUUUGUGGGCAGUGUGCACAUAGCCGUCUUCUCUUGAGAGCCAGGUCUGCCUACGGCGGCCUCCCUCAAUAGCAAGGAUAUGCUCACGGAGUCUGUACAUAGUUAAAGCUUUCCUUAAUUUUGGGUCAGUCAAAGGGGUCAGGUAUUCUGCCGCUGUGUACUCUCAGUUUAGGGCCAAAUAGCAUUCCAGUUUGCUCUGUUUUUUAAUUUUUUUCCCAAUGUGUCAAGUAAUUUGGUUUUGUCUAUUGUCUUUCACGCUCUCUCUCGCGAGAUAUGAAGGCUGAUCUAUGGUGUAUCCCUAGUCAUGUCCCUCAGAUGUGGAUAAAAGCUGAUGGGCUCUGUCUGUGUUUUAUAGACUGAAGAAAAGCAGACUCUUUUCCAGUUCUGUGAGGAAAUCAAGUGCAGUGUAUAUGGAGUCUGUUAGGAGAGUGAAGCAGACCAUAGUAGACUAGACCUGCUACUCUCCCUGAAGCCCUUCUCUCUCUGAGUCACAACGUACUGUAACAUGUCUCCUCCUGUUUUCCUGUUCACUUCAUCAGGGUUCUCUCUCCUCCUCACACACAAAUCACCAGGUCAGACACCCCUCUUCCUCCUGGUCUCCAUAUUCACAUUAUUACAUUAGAACUGCUGUAUGAAUGUGGUGGUGGUGUGCCUGCUUGGUUCUCUUCAGUUUUCUCAAAUUAAUAAUUUAGAAUGCUGUUCAUUGACUACAGCUCAGCCUUCAACACCAUUAAGCUCGGGGCCCUGGGUCUGAACCCCGCCCUGUGCAACUGGGUCCUGGUCUUCCUGACGGGCCACCCCCAGGUGGUGAUUGUAGGCAACAACAACUCCACAACGCUGAUUCUCAACACAGGGGCCCCACAAGGGUGCUUGCUCAGCCCCCUCCUGUACUCCCUGUUCAUUCAUGACUGUGUGGCCACACACGUCUCCAACUCAAUCAUCAAGUUUGCAGAUGACACAACAGUGGUAGGCCUGAUUACCAACAACGAUGAGACUACAGAUAAGAGGUGAGGGAAAAUAACCUCAACGCCAAACAAAACGAAGGAGCUGAUCGUGGACUUCAGGAGACUGCAGAGGGAGCACGCCCCCAUCCACAUCGACGGGACCGCAGAGGAGAAGGUGAAAAGCUUCACUUCACUGACAAUCUGAAAUUGUCCACCCACACAGACAGUGUGGUGAAGAAGGCGCAACAGCGCCUCUUCAUACUCAGGAGGCUGAAGAAAUUUGGCUUGGCCCCUAAGACCUUCACAAACUUUUACAGAUGCACCAUUGAGAGCAUCCUGUUGGGCUGCAUCACCGCCUGGUAUGGCAACUGCGCCUUCCGCAACCACAGGGCUCUCCAGAGGGUGGUGCGGUCUGCCCAACGCAUCACCGGAGGCACACUGCCUACCCUCCAGGACAUCUACAGGCCUGUUCACCCCGCUACCAUCCAGAAGGCGAGGUCAGUACAGGUGCAUCAAAGCUGGGACGGAGAGACUGAAAUACAGCUUCUUUCUCAGCAGCCUACCCUGAACUUUAGUCACUUUCACUAGCCGGCUACCACCCGGUUACGCAACGCUGCACCUUAGAGGCUGCUGCCUGUGUACAUCAAAUUUAAUUUGUCACAUACACGUGUUUAGACAUGGAACACUGGUCACUUUAAUAAUGGAACUAUCCUAUUUAACUAUUGGUGUACAUAUACUAUUAUAUCCUACGUAUUCUUCAGAUAUACUACAUAUUCUAUCCAUACUGUCCAUAAUGUAUGUCUCUGUCUGUGUCUGUCUAUCUGUCUAUCUGUCUGUCUGUCUGUCUGUCUGUCUAUUAAUCUAAUCUAAUCUACACACAGUACCAGGUUUAGACACACCUACUCAUUCAAGGGUUUUUCUUUAUUUUUACUAUUUUCUACAUUGUAGAAUAAUAGUGAAGACAUCAAAACUAUGAAAUAACACAUAUGGAAUCAUGUAGUAACCAAAAAAGUGUUAAACAAAUCCAAAUACAUUUUAUAUUUGAGAUUCUUCAAAGUAGUCACCCUUUAUUUGUGGAAUUUAUUUCCUUCUUAAUGUGUUUGAGCCAAUCAGUUGUGUUGUGAUAAGGUAGAGGUGGUAUACAGAAGAUAGCUGGUAGUCCGCUGUAGCUCAGUUGGUAGAGCAUGGCGCUUGCAACGCCAGGGUUGUGGGUUCGUUUCCCACGGGGGGCCAGUAUGAAAAUGUAUGCACUCACUCACUGUAAGUCGCUCUUGAUAAGUGCGUCUGCUAAAUGACUAAAAUGUAAAUGUAAUAGCUGUAUUUGGUAAAAGACCAAGUCCAUAUUAUGGCAAGAACAGCUCAAAUAAGCAAAGAGAAAUGACAGUCCAUCAUUACUUUAAGACAUGAAGGUCAGUCAAUACGGAACAUUUCAAGAACUUUGAAAGUUUCUUCAAGUGCAGUCACAAAAACCAUCAAGCGCUAUGAUGAAACUGGCUCUUAUGAGGACCGCUACAGGAAUGGAUGUCCCAGAGUUACUUCUGCUGCAGAGGAUAAGUUCAUUAGAGUUACCAGCCUCAGAAAUUGCAGCCAAAAUAAAUGCUUCACAGAGUUCAAGUCACAGACACAUCUCAACAUCAACUGUUCAGAGGGGACUGUGUGAAACAGGCCUUCAUGGUCAAAUUGCUGCAAAGAAACCACUACUAAAGGACACCAAUGAGAAGAAGAGACUUGCUUGAGCCAAGAAACACGAGCAAUGGACAUUAGACCGGUGGAAAUCUGUCCUUUGGUCUGGAGUCCAAAUUGGAGAUUUUUGGUUCCAACCGCCGUGUCUUUGUCAGACGCGGUGUGGGUGAACGGAUGAUCUCCGCAUGUGUAUUUCCCACUGUAAAGCAUGGAAGAGGAGGUGUUAUGGUGUAGGGGUGCUUUUCUGGUGACACUGUCUGUGAUUUAUUUAAAAUUCAAGGCACAUUUAACCAGCGAGGCUACCACAGCAUUCUGCAGUGAUACGCCAUCCUAUCUAGUUUGGCUUAGUGGGACUAUCAUUUGUUUUUCAACAGGACAAUGACCCAAAACACCUCUAGGCUGUGUAAGGGCUAUUUCACCAAGAAGGAGAGUGAUGGAGUGCUGCAUCAGAUGACCUGGCCUCCACAAUCCCCCGACCUCAACCCAAUUGAGAUGGUUUGGUAUGAGUCUGACGGCAGAGUGAAGGAAAAGCAGCCAACAAGUGCUCAGCAUAUAUGGGAACUCCUUCAAGACGGUUGGAAAAGCAUUCCAGAUGAAGCUGGUUGAGAGAAUGCCAAGAGUGUGCAAAGCUGUCAUCAAGGCAAAGGGUGGCUAUUUGAAGAAUCUCAAAUAUAGAAUAUAUUUUGAUUUGUUUAACACUUUUUUGGUUACUACAUGAUUCCAUAUGUGUUAUUUCAUAGUUUCGAUGUCUUCACUAUUAUUCUACAUUGUAGAAAAUAGUAAAAAUUAUGAAAAACCUUUGAAUGACUAGGUGUGUCCAAACUUUUGACUGGUACUGUAUGUGUGUGUGUAUAUGUGUGUAUAUAUAUAUAUAUAUAUAUAUAUAUAUAUAAUAUACAGUGAGGGAAAAAAGUAUUUGAUCCCCUGCUGAUUUUGUACGUUUGCCCACUGACAAAGAAAUGAUCAGUCUAUAAUUUUAAUGGUAGGUUUAUUUGAACAGUGAGAGACAGAAUAACAACAAAAAAAAAUUAUAAAUUGAUUUUGCAUUUUAAUGAUGGAAAUAAGUAUUUGAUCCCUCUGCAAAACAUGACUUAGUACUUGGUGGCAAAACCCUUGUUGGCAAUCACAGGGGUCAGACGUUUCUUGUAGUUGGCCACCAGGUUUGCACACAUCUCAGGAGGGAUUUUGUCCCACUCUUCUUUGCAGAUCUUCUCCAAGUCAUUAAGGUUUCGAGGCUGACGUUUGGCAACUCGAACCUUCAGCUCCCUCCACAGAUUUUCUAUGGGAUUAAGGUCUGGAGACUGGCUAGGCCACUCCAGGACCUUAAUGUGCUUCUUCUUGAGCCACUCCUUUGUUGCCUUGACCGUGUGUUUUGGGUCAUUGUCAUGCUGGAACACCCAUCCACAACCCAUUUUCAAUGCCCUGGCUGAGGGAAGGAGGUUCUCACCCAAGAUUUGACGGUACAUGGCCCCGUCCGUCGUCCCUUUGAUGCGGUGAAGUUGUCCUGUCCCCUUAGCAGAAAAACACCCCCAAAGCAUAAUGUUUCCACCUCCAUGUUUGACGGUGUGUAUAUGUGCUUUCUUGAGCAGGGGGACAUUGCGGGCCUGCAGGAUUUCAGUCCUUCACGGCAUAGUGUGUUACCAAUUGUUUUCUUGGUGACUAUGGUCCCAGCUGCCUUGAGAUCAUUGACAAGAUCCUCCUGUGUAGUUCUGGGCUGAUUCCUCACCGUUCUCAUGAUCAUUGCAACUCCACGAGGUGAGAUCUUGCAUGGAGCCCCAGGCCGAGGGAGAUUGACAAUUAUUUUGUGUUUCUUCCAUUUGCGAAUAAUUUCACCAACUGUUGUCACCUUCUCACCAAGCUGCUGGGCGAUGGUCUUGUAGCCCAUUCCAGCCUUGUGUAGGUCUAAAAUCUUGUCCCUGACAUCCUUGGAGAGCUCUUUGGUCUUGGACAUGGUGGAGAGUUUGGAAUCUGAUUGAUUGAUUGCUUCUGUGGACAGGUGUCUUUUAUACAGGUAACAAGCUGAGAUUAGGAGCACUCCCUUUAAGAGUGUGCUCCUAAUCUCAGCUUGUUACCUGUAUAAAAGACACCUGGGAGCCAGAAAUCUUUCUGAUUGAGAGGGGGUCAAAUACUUAUUUCCCUCCUUAAAAUGCAAAUGAAUUUAUAAAAAAGAUUUAACAUGCGUUUUUCUGGAUUUUUUUGUUGUUAUUCUGUCUCUCACUGUUCAAAUAAACCUACCAUUAAAAUUAUAGACUGAUCAUUUCUUUGUCAGUGGGUAAACGUACAAAAUCAGCAGGGGAUCAAAUACCUUUUUCCCUCACUGUAUAUAUAUACACACAUAUAUAAAUAUAUAUAUAUAUAUAUAUAUAUAUAUAUAUAUAUAUAUAUAUACAUACAUACAUACAUACAUACAUACAUACAUACAUACAGUUGAAGUCUGAAGUUUACAUACACCUUAGCCAAAUACAUUUAAACACAAUUCCUGACAUUUAAUCCUAGUAAAAAUUCCCUGUCUUAGGUCAGUUAGGGUCACCACUUUAUUUAAAAAAUUUGAAAUGUCAGAAUAAUAGUAGAGAGAAUGAUUUAUUUAAGCUUUUAUUUAUUUCAUCACAUUCCCAGUGGGUCAGAUGUUUACAUACACUCAAUUAGUAUUUGGUAGCAUUGCCUUUAAAUUGUUUAACUUGGGUCAAACGUUUCGGGUAGCCUUCCACAAGCUUCCCACAAUAAGUUGGGUGAAUUUUGGCCCAUUCCUCCUGACAGAGCUGGUGUAACUGAGUCAGGUUUGUAGACCUCCUUGCGCGCACACGCCUUUUCAGUUCUGGCCACAAAUGUUCUAUAGGAUUGAGGUCAGGGCUUUGUGAAGGCCACUCCAAUACCUUGACUUUGUUGUCCUUAAGCCAUUUUGCCACAACUUUGAAAGUAUGCUUGGGGUCAUUGUCCAUUUGGAAGACCCAUUUGCGACCAAGCUUUAAUUUCCUGACUGAUGUCUUGAGAUGUUGCUUCAAUAUACCCACACCAUUUUCCUUCCUCAUGAUGCCAUCUAUUUUGUGCACCAGUCCCUCCUGCAGCAAAGCACCCCCACAGCAUGAUGCUGCCACCCCCGUGCUUCACGGUUGGGAUGGUGUUCUUCGGCUUGCAAGCGACCCCCUUUUCCCUCCAAACAUAACUAUGGUCAUUAUGGCCAAACAGUUCUAUUUUUGUUUAAUCAGACCAGAGGACAUUUAUCCAAAAAGUACAAUCUUUGUCCCCAUGUGCAGUUGCAAACCGUACUCUUUCUUUUUAUGGCGGUUUUGGAGCAGUGGCUUCUUCCUUGCUGAGCGUGCUUUCAGGUUAUGUCGAUAUAGGACUCGUUUUACUGUGGAUAUAGAUACUUUUGUACCUGUUUCCUCCAGCAUCUUCACAAGGUCCUUUGCUGUUGUUCUGGGAUUGAUUUGCACUUUUCGCACGUUCAUCUCUAGGAGACAGAACGCGUCUCCUUCCUGAGCGGUAUGACGGCUGCGUGGUCCCAUGGUGUUUAUACUUGCAUACUAUUGUUUGUACAAAUGAACGUGGUACCUUCAGGCUUUUGGAAAUUGCUCCCAAGGAUGAACCAGACUUGUGGAGGUCUACAAUUGUUUUGCUGAGGUCUUGGCUGAAGUAUUUUGAUUUUCCCAUGAUGUCAAGCAAAGAGGCACUGAGUUUGAAGGUAGGCCUUGAAAUACAUCCACAGGUAUACCUCCAAUUGACUCAAAUUAUGUCAAUUAGCCUAUCAGAAGCUUAUAAACCCAUGACAUAAUUUUCCUGAAUUUUCCAAGUUGUUUAAAGGCACAGUCAACUUAGUGUAUGUAAACUUCUGACCCACUGGAAUUGUGAUACAGUGAAUUAUAAGUGAAAUAAUAUUUUUGUAAACAAUUGUUGGAAAAAUUACUUGUGUCAUGCACAAAGUAGAUGUCCUAACCGACUUGUCAAAACUUCAGUUUGUUAACAAGAAAUUUGUGGAGUGGUUGAAAAACAAGUUUUAAUUACUACAACUUACGUGUAUGUAAACUUCCGACUUCAACUGUUCAAACAUAUUCUGGACUCUGAUAUUGCUCGUCCUAAUAUUUCUAUAUUUCUCAAUUCCAUUCUUUUACUUUUUAGAUUUGUGUGUAUUGUUGUUUAUUGUUCGAUAUUACUGCACUGUUGUAGCUAGGAACACAAGCAUUUUUCUACAUCCGUAAUAACAUCUGCUAAAUAUGUGUAUGCGACCAAUACCAUUUGAUUUAGGGUUUCUCACAUGGGCUUGCUCUGUCAUGCCUCUUUAGCCUUCCAUUUUUCAGUGCCUUGAAGGGAAAAUGGUAUCAACUGCAUUAUAAGGAAAUAAAGCCCUCAAUGUCAGAGGAGACUGAGGCUGGCUUCUGAGUGAUUCUGUUAUUCCAGGGUUGUCCUUAGCAACAGAACAGAAUGUCUCACUACACGCAAUGCAAUUACAUUUUUAUUUAUGGAUGGCCUAGGCCUGCAACAUUCACUACCCUACUCCAUACACACAAGGUUCAUUAGUGUACAUUGUUUGUGAGGAAAUGUAUGUCUACGUUAUGGUUAACACAACAUUCUAAUGUUGUAGCAUACACAUAACUGUGCUACCAUGCUAAAUAGUUCAUUAUGAGUGGACAGCUACUCAGUAUUUAAAGCCUUAUCAUCAAUCAAGCUUUUACUGUUCUACUGAUGCAAUUACUGCACCGGCAUAUCUCAACAGUACCUCUAGGCAUGAGUUAACGUUAGGCUAAUGCUUGCAUCUAAUCUCAAAGGCUUUAUUGUGUGUUGAUGGGUGGAUUAUGCUAACUGUGUAACGGUUAUUUCUGGGCUCUCUCUUGUGUUACACUGGGUUUGUGAGGUCAGGCUGGAACGGAUGAGGGCUGUGCUGUGGUUCUACUCAUUAAAUGGAUACUCUGAGGAGCUAUGAGAAGGACUCUCUCUUCCAUAGCAGUCAUCAAUUGAGCUUUUGUAUGGGACAGGGAAUUCAUUAACUCAAUAGGAAUGACAGUGUCCUAAUCUGGCCGAGGCUGAGGGCUGAGAGGCUGGCUAUUCUGGCCUGGAAAUACUGAUAAUUUACAUUUAGAUUUUAGUCAUUUAGUAGACGCUCUUAUCCAGAGCGACUUACAGUUAGUGAGUGCAUACAUAUUUUUUUCAUACUGGCCCCCCGUGGGAAACGAACCCACAACCCUGGCGUUGCACGGGGCCAGAGCAGACAUCAUAGCGGAGGGCAUUUAUAUCCAUAUACUAUCAGAUGGAUUGGAGCUAUACAGUUUUUUGUUGUAUUACUAAGUCUCUACAAUACAAUAGAGAUAACCCUAGUCAGUAGCUUUCUAUCUGCUGUGGUGGUUAGUGGGGAUGGACAUGGGAGGAGGCAGUUGGCUUUAGUCAGUCAUGGUUAGGGGGUUAAUGAGUUGUUAGGUGUGUGUAGUUGCUGUAGAUGUGUGUGUGUGUGUGUGUGUGUGUGUGUGUGCAUGUGUGUGUAAAUGUGUAGAUGUGUAGAUGUGUAGAUGUGAUAACAACCCACACUUCCUGUUUGUCUCCAAGGGGAGCCGUGUGAUUGGUGGGAUGAGUCAACAGCACUCUACUGAGUCUGCUUUUUUAGUAGAACACUCAUCCUGGGGGAAGCCUCCACCAAGGUCAACACUCUACAGAUUAGCUGUCUGCAAUGGGAGGAGCUUCAAAGUUUCUCUGAUAGAGUUCAUGCUUUGUUUGAGGGUUUGUCUUGCGCAUCAAUUUCCCCUCACUAGAAGAAAGACAAGUUAGUUUGCACUGAGGGUAGAGGAGUUUUGAACAAAAGUGACCAGCCUGAGAUUUAAAAUCACAGAUCGCAGCGAUGUCGUACACAAGCUACGUCGUAAACAGAACACAAUGCCAUUAAGUCACAUAUCCUAUGUAGCGGUGGCUACAGGGGAGAUGAUAUUGAAGAAGUAAUUGAGAAUAUGACAGUGGUGUGAUGAGUGGGGACCAAGUGGCACAGUGGUCUAAGGCACUGCAUCGUAGUGCUAGAGGCGUCACUACAGACCCAGGUUCGAUUCCGGGCUGUAUCACAACCAGCCAUGAUCGGGAGCCCCAUAGGGCAGCGCACAAUUGGCCCAGCGUCUUCCGGAUUAGGGGAGGGUUUGGCCGGGGUAGGCUGUCAUUGUAAAUAAGAAUUUGUUCUUAACUGACUUGCGUAGUUAAAUAAAAAAAAAAAAAAAAAAAAAAAGUGGCAGUGGUGUGUGUGAGUUAUCGUCACAUCUCUGAAAUGGCCACUGCAGCGAGGAGCAUAUCCCAGCAACUCCUCCCAGCUCCCCGUGCUAUUUUUACCAGCAGCCAUAUUCUCAUCAGCUCAUUGGAGUGAUGGGGAAAUGGAGGAGAGGAGGCAGUUGCUCUCAUACUGAAGAGAAAGAGAACAAACAGGAGAGAUUGGUUACCAAUCCAUUGCUUAAGGGGGAGGAGCUGCAGCCUCGUGGACAGCCAUCUUUGUAAAGACACCACAGUGUACUAAAGCAAAAGUGUACUAAAGCAACAUGUAGAGUCGACCGAUAUAUUUGUCUUAAAAAUAUAAUAAGCGUAUGUAUUUUAAUUAAUCCACCAUGACAAAGCAUUACCUCAAACCUUAUUGGGUUGAGCAGAAUAUCUUAGUAGGAAUAGUAGUAUGUUAACUUCAUAUUUUUGGUAAUGGAGAGUGGAAGGCAGAAACAGAGAGAUGCAGAGAAGGAACAAUAUAAGAGCGAGAUAGUGGGCGAGAGAUGAGUUUGACUGGCUCUGCCAUCCUGUCAUCAAUUAACAUGGCAGUGUUACAUAAUCUCGUCACCAACGCACCAUAGAGCUGUUUAAUACUGACUACACCAACUGGCCCGCUGUCAGGAGCCAUUAACAUGUAGCACGCACGUGAGAGCCGUUGACAGCCAUGAUCGCAUACAUCUCUAUGUGAUAUGUCAUCAUUUCUUGUUAUUUUGGAUUAUGUGUGCAAAACUGUGUACACGACCAAUAAACUUUGAUUUGAUCUCUACACACACACACACACACACACACACACACACACACACACUCUCCCCACACACACUCUCCCCACACAGUAGUGUUACUCAGACUCACAGGGUUUCUACAGCACCUCAUAAUGAAUGCAUAAAUAAACAAGACUCAUCUUUAACUUGUUGUCCUCCAAUUUAAGUGGUCAUUGUCACUGUUCAAUGAAUUAUUUUGUCACCAUGUGUCAUGCUUGAAUGAUGACACUAACCAGGUUUCCAUAAGUCGAGGUUGCUGAGGGGAUGACGGCUCAUAAUAAUGGCUGGAAAGGAGCAAAUGGAAUGACAUCAUAUACACCAUGUUUGAUGUAUUUGAUACCAUUCCACUGAUUCUGCUACAGUUAUUACCACAAGCCCGUUCGCCCCAAUUAAGGUGCUACCAACCUCCUGUGGUUUCCAUCCAACCUUUUUAUGCCAGUAAAGUACAUGUUGGAUAAAAAAUGUCACAACAGGCCUGAUGUAAACAGCACAUUCGUCAGUAAACUUUCCAAAUGUCGACAAAACAAAUCAUUCUAGACAAGGUGGGAUCUUUUUGUGUCUGUAAAAUUAAUUAUAGGAGAAAUGGCGGUGGAAAUGCUUUUAUUUGCAAAUAUUGAUAUAAUAACCAUCAUAUCAACGUAAACGUGGAGUCACACGAAGAUAUGUUGUGUGGUCGUUCCACUACGACUCGGGAAACCAUGCAGUUUAUUAGGCUACAGAUGAAAUAAGUUAUGAUGAACUUCACAGGGUGGUGAAUGCAGGGGUGCAAUGCGGGACAUGUCCCCCCACUUCUAAAACCAAAGUUGUGCCCCUGGGUGAAAGUACACGGUGAUGAGCUUGAUGCUCCUUUCAAUAAGUAUUUAGGGUCUUAUGUCUGGUGACAUGAUGAUCGAUGCUUGGCUGCCGUUUGAAUUUUUUUAAUAAUCUUGCACUUUUGUCCACAAUAAUCUGUAGACUAUAACCGCACUGUAUCUGCAAGUUGUUGGCUAGAGCGCACGUGGCAAUACCAGAGUGGGCACAUUCUCUAUAUACGCAACAUUCAGUAGAGUUGAAAAUGCAAUGGAAACCCAUUUAACUUGUAUUUUUUAUUCAGUCCAUGGGAAUUUAACUUCCAAAGUUAUUUUUAUGUGCAUUACGUCAUUAUGCACAUACGUUUUUCCAAAACAAGUCAAUUUAAUGGAAACAUAUCUCUGAUGGAAAAAGUUACACAUUUUUAUUUCGGAUUGUAGAAUAUUCGCAUGAAAAUCUGUUGUCAAUUGGAUGGAAACCUAACUACUGACUGUUUAAACAUGCUUUAUCUUGGAGCAUAUAUCUGGGUUAAUCUCACUCCAAUUUUAGCCACAUUUGCUGUGUGGAAGGCUAAAUCAAUAUUGGCCAUACCAUCAGCUAACGUUGUCUUAUCUUCCUGGUUGACUGACCUGUUCCACUCUCUGAUUGGCUCCAUCAGGUACAACCCGCCCCCCACGUGACGGAGAGGUCCCUGGAAUAGAUUAUAACUUCCUGCCUGUGGAGGACUUUCUGGCGCUGGAGCAGAGUGGGACCCUUCUGGAAAUAGGAGCAUAUGAAGGUAACAAUCUGCAGCAAUGCUCAGUCACUCAGUGUCCCGAUAGUCUGAGUGUGUCACUAACUAGGGGCCCUCAGAAGUGAACCAACAUGUAGAAGUAAACCACCCAUGUCAUCAGUUGAAUGCUGGACAACUUGUUUACUUUGGUAUUUACUGUAUGUGGGUGUAGUGUGCUGUAUAUCUCUGGAGGUGAGUGUACUAGGUGUUUUUUAAUUAAACAGGCUUCUGCAUUUAGUACAGUAAUGACUACAAGGGACCAUUCACAGCCUAUGUGUAUAAACCCGUUCCCACAGGCUAAAGUCAUCAUUACCCUGGCAUUAUGUUCGGUGUGAAAGGGGUCGAAGCCGUGAGAGAGGGGAAGGUGUCUGCCAUUGUUCGCACGUAACUUCCAGUGUUGUGUAUAUUUUAAUAGCAAAGAAUCGCAGUCAACACCUGUGGAGCAUUACACAUGUCAUGCAGAAAUACCAUUCAUUCACAUGCACAUUUAAUGAAGUGGCUGUUCCGUCCCUGUAGCUUGGUCAGUGGGCCCAGACAAUGCUCCACUCUCCCGGAGAAAACAAACAGUGUCCUCACUUCCUCCAAUAGAAUGCACUAGACUACAAAUCCCCAAAGAAACUCUAUGGUCAUGCCUUCUUAGCCCCCUCAUCUGCAUACAAAGACUCUGUGAUUAUACCCCCCUCUUCUCCCGCCUUCCCCUUUUCCCCCUCCCUUCUUUUUUUCUAAACAUGCUAAUAUCCCCCUGUUGCCUAGGUAACUAUUAUGGAACACCCAAGCCGCCGAGGCAGCCCCCUAGUGGGAAAGUGAUUACCAGUGAUGCUUUGCAAGACAGCCUCCCGGGCUCCCAGCACUCCACUCCCCGACGCACCAAGUCCUACAAUGAUAUGCAAAAUGCUGGAAUAGUGCCUGUAGACCUGGAGGAGGACGAGGAACUCCCAGAGAUGAACAGUAGCUUAACAGGUAAGAGAGAGAGGGGAGAGAGAGAGGGAAGGACUGGUAGAGAGUGGGUGAGGGAAAAGGAGAGUGGGAGGAAGACGGGGUAGGGGAGAGGGGGUGGGAGGGAGGUACUGCUGUGCUAUGGGAAAGGGUGCAGGAUACAAGUGGUCCUUUGUGUGGUGAGUGGUUAGUUGGUUGUUCAGUCUACGUCCGCCACUGUCUAUCUGAGAGUAGAAAAAAUAGUGCCACCUGGCUGCGAUAGCAGGAAGCAGAAUGUGCAGCUUUCAUGUUUGAAACCAGUAUGGUGGCUUUCUGUCUGUUUCUGUCUGAAUUAGGUUGUUAAUGGUCACUAAUAUAGCAUGAUUUGACGUGUGCUGUUUUAGAGAAUGAAUAUGUAUCUGCUCAGUGCACUUGUAGAGGCGUGUUGUAGAAGUGUUUUAUUUUUUGUUCUUUGUGUGUGUGUGUGUGUGUGUGUGUGUGUUCUUGAUAUCAGUUUUCAUCUAACAUCUCACUGUUUUCUCUUGUUUUUGUAUUUGCAAUAGAUAAUAAAUAUUUUUCUAGAAAUACUAGACUCGUGAACACAGGUUGGUCUACAUGUAUGAGCCACGUAUUGCUGUUUUUUACAUGUUGUGAUUGCUGUUUGGUGACUGUGUUGUGUUUGGUAAUGUUCCAUAUUUUUCAUAUGAGAGUAUUAUGUGAGUACUUCACUACAUUGUUCGUUUUGAAAUGCAAGAAAGCAAUUUUUUAUGUGUUGGAAUAUCAGCGCUUUUAAACAAAUCUAUUCCCCUCUCCUGGUGUAACCUACUUAGAUUUGUGAUUGGGUCAUAUUAACUGACCCUUACUCUUCAGCAAUGUAGCAUGACUCAGGUCUGAAAAUAUUGGUAGUGAUGUGGGUUUGAUUUCAGAUUGGACCAAGAGUAGUUUAUUUUUUACCAGUAUUUUUUAUUUCUCUGUAAGAGGAGAGGCAGCCUAGCCAGAUGCCAGGGGUGUGAAUGUGUGAACAGGAUUUGAUGACCUCAGAGAGAACAGGAAGAGAGGUGGGGGCACUAAUCUAAUCAUCACUCUCCCCAAGAGGUCAGAUCAGGGGCCUCGCUCAGUCAGCCACAACAGUAGUCAAGUGUUUGCCAAGUGUGUGUGUUUGUGAAAGAGAGAGAGAUUCCUUUACCUCUAAACUACUAGGCUACAUACAGUAUCAGACUGGUCGGACAGAUAUGAGGCCACCAAACUAUAGUGUCAUUACCUCAGAAUGUGUGUGUGCAUUUUGUUUACACACGUUUUCCUCUACCGGCCACCAUCCCCCCACAGGAGACUCGAGUGAACCCGACGAGCACCCCUACGCCCCGCGUGAGAACGCCCCGUCCUACGGUGUGAACAACACAUUGUCAUCCACCACGGAGGGCUCUCAGCAGACACACACACACCUCAGCCAUCCUCCCACAGAAGAGGACCCCCUGGGACCUCUAACAGACAACUGGGAGAUGGCCUACACCGAGAACGGAGAGCUCUACUUUAUAGAGUACGUACCCUAUAACAUAUUCUACACCCCAUAACACAUCAUGUAACAUAGGCUUCAUGGGCCUAUACCCAACAUCCAUAAUAGUAUUUAAAUUAGAAUCUUCUCAAGAAAAUAUUGUGCCACUUUCUACCUUUGAUACUUGCCUUUAACAUUGAGUCUGAUUACUUCACAGUGUGUAUCAUAUUUAGCCAUGGAAGUGAGGAUGUUUUUCAGACAGUGAGUGUUUGUUGACUUCCCAGUCAGAACAAUGUGUCUGUCUGUCUGACUCUGUCAUGUGCGUCUAUCUAUAGCCACAACACAAAAACUACUUCCUGGAUCGACCCACGCUGCCUGGACAAACCUCCCAAACCUCUGGAAGAAUGUGAAGACGAUGGUACGUCCAACACAGGCUCUGUGUGUGUGUGUGUGUGUGUGUGUGUGUGUGUGUGGUGAAAUCAGAUAAUUGUCUGUCAGAUCAGUUGUUCUAUGAGUGGCCUGCAGAUGGCAUACUUGAGCCACCGUAGUGUGAGAUGAGAUGAGACGCAGUAAUAUUAUUUUCUCUCGUGUGUUGCCUGCCUGCGCUCACGUCUGAGCAAGAUGCCCCGGCAGCCUGAAGGACUGACUGGGUUAUUUGCAUCAUCUAGCAUCAAUAAAAUAUGUACCUUGAACUGCAGAGGAGCGCCCGCCCACCCACACAAGACAUUAGCAUUUAAUCUGCCUCUCUCUCCCCUCCUCUCUCUAACCCACCUCCUCUCCCUCCCCACCUCUCUCUCCCGUCCUCUCUCUCCCGUCCUCUCUCUCCCCACCCUCCUCUCUCUCCCCACCCUCUCGGCCUCUCGAUCGCCCACUCCUCUCCUCUUUCCCUCCUCUCUCCUCCUCUCUCUUCCCUCCUCUCUCUUCCCCCUCUCUCUCCCCACCUCUCUCUUCCUCCCUCUCUCUUCCCUCCUCUCUCUCCCCACCUCUUCUCUCCCCCCUCUCUCUCCCCACCUCUCUCUCCCUCCUCACUCUCUCUCCCCCUCUCUCUCCCUCCUCUCUCUCCCCACUCUCUCUCCUCUCCUCCCCCCCCAUCUCUUCUUCCUCCUCCUCUCUCCCUCCCCUCUCCCUCCUCUCUCUCCCCACCUCUCUCUCCCCCACCUCUCUCUCUCCCUCCUCUCUCUUCCCUACCUCUCUUCCCCCCCACCUCUCUCUCCCCCCUCUCUUCCUUCUCUUCCCUCUCUUCCCCCCUCUCUCUCCCCCCGUCUCUUCCUCCUCUCCUCCCCGCCUCUCUCUCCCCUCCUCUCUCUCCUCCUCCCCCUCUCUCUCCCUCUCUCUCUCCCCCACUCUCUUCCUCUCUCUCCCCACCUCUCUCUUCCCCUCCUCUCUCUCCCCACCUCUCUCUUCCCUCCUCUCUCUUCCCUCCUCUCUCCCCACCUCUCUCUCCUCUACCAUGUGUCCUCUCCAUGUGUUCUGUGGUACUUUUGUUGAUGAGAUGGCUCCUAUUAGUUCUGUCCUCUCAAGCCGCUGCAAGAGGACACAUUGGAUAGAUGGAGAGAUUAUUCAUAUUGUCAAGCAUAUGGUGCAUGAACUAUAAUUCAUAUUUAGUGGCAGCUGUUUUCACCCGCCCCAACCUAAAAUGGUCGGUAUUACAAUAUGUCUGUCUCUAUGGUAUGACACAUUUAUUUCACAUUAAUGUACCUAUUGAUUUCUGGAGCUGGUUUUUCGAGAGGUUUAGUAAGUAUGAAAGAGUGCCACCCAAUGGCGAAGUAGAAAGUGUGUUUAACAUUAUGGUACAGACCGUGGCUAAUAUAAAGAUAUUACAUAUAUUGGCAUGAUGCAUAUAUUUUAUUUUAUUACCAUUCCAGACACAUGAUGUUUUUUACAGUGUAUGGAGCCAAAUUUUGCUGCUCUCUUCACUUGCUUGGGGCUUGGAAUCAAAAUCAAUCUCUAACCCUCUGGUGCUCUCUCUCUUUCUCUCCCCUGCUCUCUCUACUUUUUUCCCCCCUGUCUCUCCACCCCCCACCCUUGGUCCUCCACUCUCUCUCCUGGUCUGCUGUCUUUCUCCUGGAGAAGAAGGGGUACACACAGAAGAGCUGGACAGUGAGCUAGGUAGGCCUCUCUCUUUUCUCCCCUCUCCCCUGCUGUGUCCUCUGGGAAACCUGCCUACUGUAUAACAUGCUCCCUGUACUGCUUAUUACAGUUUAAAACAUCUCUCCCUUUCUGCCUAGAGGGUGUAAACAUUAUAAUCAAAUGGUUAAUAAUAUAUUGUAAUAUAUUGUCUGUGUGUGCGUGCAUGUAUGUGUGUGCGUGUUUGCAGGCUUGUGUCUGCUGAGUGGGCAGUUCUUACAGGGUUAACCCACACGCCCGGCGAGCCAGCAUGCCAUAACAAAGAGAGAACCAUUCACGAGAGGCACAUUGACCUGAUGAUCAUUUCUUAAUGGGCCUCUCGUCAAAUGGACCUCUCACUCUCAAGCCCCAUCAUUCCAUCCACUGUGGCUCAUAUUAUAACCGGGCUAGCAAAGAGCACUUUACCCACCACUGUCUGCUGGUGCAUCAGUCUCUGGAGUCAGAUGGAGGCUUUAAACAGCCAUGGCUCUGAGGUGGGCUCAGAAAACUACUGCCCUCUAUUCUAUUUCAAUGGGGAAUACAUGGGUGAAUAGUCACAAUCCUCCAAUGUCAUUAGUAUUUGAGAAUUUCUGUUCUUGCCUAUUAAUCAGAGAUUGAUUUUAGAUCUGAGAAACCAGGAGUGUGCAAUACCAGGUCAAUCAGUGAUAUCAAUUGAUCAAUUAAUUGCUAGGGAGACAUAAAACACCCCUGCACCCCUGGGUUAAGGUCUGAGGUAAGUGAGGGUGAGCUGAUCCUAGACCAGUGUUAAGCCUCUGAGAAGGUAUCCUCCAUGUUGUGAACAGCAGCCAGGGUAGGAGCAGCCAUUGUUAAUACCACAGCUCAGAUUGGAUGAACACAGUCAAUAGGUAUCGAUUGUGAAAUCCGAUACAUGGAGAAUAAGGCAAUUACUCCAGUAGUGUAUAGGACAGCAGACGUAUGGCCCCUGUAGUGCAGCCCCUCGCUCAGGAGAAAUCAAAUAGUCAGGAAGACGGAAUGAGAUGCAAACAAUUUAAUCAGCAAUUUGUCACCUGAGUCCCCCUGGAGCUGGAGUGUGCAUGGGAGUCGUCAGGGGAGCGUGGAAAGGGGAAGCUCUUUUUGAUAAGUGUCAGAUUCAUCCCACUACACCCACUCAGUAUCAGCAAGGCCAGUAGUGACGUGAUGGCUCUGGCGCCCAGCAAUAAUAACACACAGGCAGGAUCUCCUUUAGAAAUACCGCCAUUGGUGGAUGGGAGGGGUGGAUGGGAUGGGACGGACGGAGGGAGGGAUGGAUGGAUGGAGGGAGGGGUGGUGGGGUGGGGUGGGAUGGCAGGGAGGGGAGGGAGGGAGGGAUGGGUGGGGAGGGGAGGGGAGGGAUGGGAUGGGGUAGGUAGGUAGGUAGGUAGGUAGGUAGGUAGGUAGGUAGGUAGGUAGGUAGGGAUGGAUGGGUAGGUGGAUGGAUGUAUGGGUGGGUGGGGGAAUGAGGGGUUGGGGUUGUUGUACUGUUUUUCUUUCUGUUCUCAUAUCUGAAAAUCCAAUCAUAAAGUACAUUAAAAAAAAAGAAAUACAACCACUCUGGUGUGAAAUACAGAGUGAUUCUAAUUUACAGUGAGUGAGGUGCUACUGGCUCAAAGUAUAAUGUUCCCCUUCAGAACAUCUGACAAUAUUAAAGCCUAGUCCUUGUAUUGUGAAUGUUCCAAACAUAACACAACACCCCCUUUAUUCCUUGCCGUCACUCUCGCAGCUUAACAGCUUGACUCCAAAUCCUCUAAAGCUGGUGGAGGUCAUGUGUACACCACUCAUCAGAGGUAAUAGGCUGAAGCUAAAGACAUGCAGGACGGAUACUGUACAGCAGAGUAGUCAGUCACACACAAAUCUGUUAGUAACCAAUUACAGCACUCUGACGUUUCCCUAUAGCCAUUAGUACAGUAGCUAGCUAGCUCCAUCUCUGCUAUUCUAAUCACACUGCUCUGUAUGGAGAGGUAAUGAGUUGCUCUGCCAUACUGAGACAUACUGAGACGGUAUCAAUGUAGCAGACUUUACAGCAGAUGACUAAUGCAUGUCUCUAUCUAAUCAGUCCUGAUUUAGUUAGUCUCAUUUUAUGGCAGUGUUGUCAGGCCAUUUAUGGCAUUCAUUCUCAGCAUCGAUGUCAUGGAAGAUAUACAUGCGUGUGUCCCUGCUUACACACAUCUAAAAAUAAAAACAUUCUCUCACACAACUCAUCAUUAAUGAAUAAAGACAUGAUCAAGUGAAUGAUCAAGUUGGUGAAGUUCUACAAUGCCAUGUGACAAAGACAGUGAUAAACCAAUCAAGGACAACAUUGAAUACCAUUAUAUACACACCCCACCUACAUCAGGGAUUGUACAUCAGAUUCCCUUUUCAUACUGCCAUGAAAAAAAUGAAAAAAUAUAUUCACCGUGAUGUAUUUAAACCACACAUUUUUAAACCAAAAUUGACAUUUAGACCACCACACACAUAUACCACCAGCUCCUCUUCUCCAUCUGAGCAUCUGGUGUUGAUCAUGAUUGGUCAAAUCCCCCCGUAGUGUCUUUAUCUGAUGUGUUAAAUGUCAGUAGUGUCCUGCCAGGAGCCAAUAGCCAGGUCCAGACAGCCUCUGGAGAGCCUAUGUAGUCCUGUUCCCUCCCCGGUGACUGACAGGCUGUGUGUGGUAGGAAAAGGUAUUCACUGACCUUCUGUAUGAACACUGAACACCAUCUCUAACAACCUGCUGUUUCCUCCUCCCUCUACCUCUCUUCCAGAGCUGCCAACAGGCUGGGAGAAAAUAGAUGAUCCAGUCUACGGGGUUUACUAUGUGGAGUAAGUAGUGACACACACAUAUCUCUGUCGCAUUUCGCAUGACCUCACUGUACUGUACAUUCACAAUGCAUUUAACACUGAGCAGUGGCCCAGAACAUUGCAAAACAACGUCAAAUGCAGUACAAAUGCAGGCUGUUAUUUUGGUCUCUACUGUUUUUGGGGAAUAUAGGUCAUUUUGUUGCCGUCAUGAUGGUUUAGAAACGGGGUUUCUCAACCAGUGGGAGACCCUUGGGGCUGUGCAUUAAUAGCAAUACAUUCAUAUGUUUUGAUGUUGUUCAAAGUAAUACCUUAGAGGCAGAGGCCGAGUUUUGUUCACUGAAUUUUUUCAAUAUAUAUUAUUCCUAUUGUUUCCUGUUUAAUGCAUAAUUAAAUAAUGUUUCCAUACUGUUUGAAGUGUAUGUGUACUGCUCUUUUAAUUCCUUGUCAGGUUGUGGUAUGACGUGGUUGUGGUGGUGGUGUUAACCUCCUGAAGCAGUGCUCCUCAGUGAUUGUGUGAUGCUGUUGAUAUUCAGGCCUCGUCGUCUCUGUCUCCUCUGAUCACCAGAGCACUGUCUGUACCAGACUUGACUUCCGUGACUUAAGGCCCUGGCUCCUGGAGCAUAGGCCACCAGAGACGUUGUCUAUCUGUGUGUUGUGUUCACUCCUUCAUCACUGCCUCUCUGUAUCUCAAUCUUUCUCUUUCUUUGUCCCUUCCUCUCCAUCCUUUGGCUUUCUUCUAUUUUUUUUCUCUCUCUCUCUCUCUCUCUCUCUCUCUCUCUCUCUCUCUCUCUCUCUCUCUCUCUCUCUCUCUCCUCUCUCUCUCUCUCUCUCUCUCUCUCUCUCUCUCUCUCUCCUUUCCUGUUAUUAUCCCCCUUGUUCUUACUUACUCUCUACUUUUCUCUAUCCCUCUCCCUUCCUGUCUCAUUCUCCUCAUUUCUCCUAUUUUCCCUCCCUCUCUUCCUCCCUCUCUCAGUCACAUCAACAGGAAGACCCAGUAUGAGAACCCUAUACUGGAGGCUAAGCGGCUGAAGCAGCUCGAGCAACAGCAGCCACCAGAAGGUGAGCGCUACAUCCGAGGUUCGUUUCCAGCCCCGCCGGGCGUCAUUCCUUUCUUUCUCCAUGUCUGUGAUCGUGCUUAUCUGUCUCUUUGUCCUGCUGCUCUGCUCUACUCUGCUUGUGGCGCUUUAUCAUUUGCUAUCGAGAAACCAUAAAGGCAUACCUAUGAUUUAUUUUUAUGGCCUUGAAGAGAGGUCUUUUUGGUUUAAUUUGGCAAUGUUUUAAGUGUCACUGAUUCUCUCUCCGAAGGAUUUGUGCUUAUAUGAAUAAUUUUGGAAGUGUGCAGUUCUAGGUAAGUUUGGGCUUGACAAUUAUACAUUGACGAGUCUGUUACAGCAUUGUAAAUGUAUCCCUAUAUUUCUAUUCUUUCUGGGUCUUGCUCUCCCAGUGAAAAGUAUUUCAGGACAGGUGCUUUAAGUCUGAGUGUGUCCUGAGUUUACCUCUCUUUAGUUUAUAUGUAGGAUGUCCUCCAGAUUUUCUCUAGACAUGCAGGUCACACCACUAGGGACCAGCCUAUUGAUCCCCCUUCUGCAGACUCAGCUAAAUGCGCUUCUGACUUAAUUACUUGCUGCCUUUUCCUCAUUUAAGCUCAAUAUCUCUUUACGCUCAAUAUCUGUGAAGACUUUUACUCUUUCAUUGAUUGAAUCUUGAUACUGAGAAUAUCAAUGAAGACUUAAGCCUCUGAUACAUUACACAGUGAGGCUGCCAUUUAGAUCUGUCAGAGAUUGGAUUACAUGGUAUUACUUUCAUCGGCAGCCAUUGUGGCUCAAUGCAGUACAGUAGUUUCCUAGCCACCCAUUGUGGUGAACCAUAAGGAAUCAGUGUAACUGUACAGGCACCAGAGACAGGAAGUAUGCCCUUUGCUGUUCCAGAAUGGAUAGAGGACGCCACCCUGGCUGGUGCCCCCCUGGCCAGCUAUACCGCUAACCACCAGGAGACCUACAGGGACCCCCAGGCCGGACCCCCACUGCCGCCCCUCAUCGGUCCCAAACGUAAGUCCUGGUCUGGUUAAUAUCCUAGUUUUAUGAGGGUAUUGGUCCAUUUCUAUCUGCAACAUUGUGGAUGUGUUCCCUGUUCCCUCAUCCUCCUCUCUCUCUCUCUCUCUCUCUCUCUCUCUCUCUCUCUCUCUGUCUCUCUCUCUGUCUCUCUCUCUCUCUGCCUCACUCUCUCUCUCUGCCUCGCUCUCUCUCUCUCUCUCUCUGUCUGCCUCACACUCUCUCUCCUCCUCUCUCUCUCGCUCUCUCUCUCUCUCUGCCUCUCUCUCGCUCUCUCCAUCUCUCUCUCCCCCCUCUCUCUCUACCCAAAAGUGUAGCUCUCCAUAGGGGAUAGCAGCUGGGGCUGGGGCACACUCUGGGCGAUUUACCCAUAGGAUUACCCCCAUUUUCAGACACAGACAGGCUGGUGCCCGCUAUCUCUUGGAAUCCCUCUUAGCCUAAUUAAUCUAUCAAUCAUAAUCAGUAUUUUUAUGAUUCAUGGAGCUCAUUACACCAACACAUCUCUCACAGAGCACUCACUGAUCCAGAGCCAAGACUGGGUAGGAUAGCCCCUCCUUCUUUGGCUAGCCCAGCACAUGAGAUCAACAGGUUCUUAUGAAAGGUGUGUAAGGCUUGUGUGUGUGUGUGUGUUCCUCAGGAGGGAAGCCCUUCUUCACGAGGAACCCAGCGGAGCUAAAGGGAACCUUCAUCAACACUAAACUGAGGAAGAGCCACCGGGGGUUCGGCUUCACCGUAGUCGGGGGCGACGAGCCUGAUGAGUUCCUUCAGAUCAAGAGUCUGGUUCUGGACGGGCCUGCUGCCCUCGAUGGCAAGAUGGAGACAGGUGGGAUGCCGCUCUAUCAUUCCCUGUCAUUAUUAAGAGGUGGUCACCAACUCCUUGAGAGCUACAGAGAGUGCAUGCUUUUGUUCCAACCCUGCACUAAAACAAUUGACUAAUCAAGGUUGGUUUAUUUGUUUAUUUACUGAAUCUGGUGCUCUCCAGGAUCCGGAUUGGUGACAACUGACUGGUUUAGGUUUUAUAGUGUACUGUAGGCGUUCUAAUUGAGCAAUUUACAGUUUAAGUGUUACUUCCAAGAUUUUUUGACAUGGAGCUAAUUAUCCGACAUUCAUUUAUUCUUCUAUUCCCCAGGUGACGUGAUCGUGAGUGUCAAUGACACAUGCGUGCUAGGCUACACCCACGCCCAGGUGGUGAAGGUCUUCCAGUCCAUCCAUAUUGGCUCCAUGGUCAACCUGGAGCUGUGCCGCGGCUACCCCCUGCCUUUUGACCCCGACGACCCCAACACCAGCAUGGUGACCUCCGUGGCCAUCGUGGACAAGGAGCCGAUCAUCAUCAAUGGCCAGGAUAGCUACGACUCCCCGUCCAGCCACGGCAGCCAUACUGGAGGCCCUGUUAAUGGCAUGAGGGAGUCGAGACCACACAGUCCCUCCUCCGCAGAGGUGGCGUCCAAUGGCUCGCACGGUUACCUCAGCGACUCUGUGACGCUGGCGUCGUCCAUAGCGACGCAGCCGGAGCUGAUCACAGUGCACAUGGAGAAGGGAGACAAAGGCUUUGGGUUCACCAUCGCAGACAGCCCUGCAGGGGGAGGACAGAGGGUCAAACAGAUAGUGGACUACCCCCGCUGCAGGGGCCUGAAGGAGGGGGACAUUAUCGUGGAGGUGAACAAGAGGAACGUCCAGAGCAUGAGCCACAACCAAGUGGUGGACCUGCUCAGCAAGUGCCCCAAAGGAAGUGAG